Molecule: messenger RNA, 1631 nt
Organism: Caenorhabditis elegans
Lineage: Eukaryota; Metazoa; Nematoda; Chromadorea; Rhabditida; Rhabditidae
Gene: spe-44
Product: Transcription regulator spe-44
Exons: 6
Coding region: 135-1409 (424 amino acids)
Cellular component (GO): chromosome; nucleus
Molecular function (GO): DNA binding
Source: RefSeq, marked reviewed
CUUAUCGGAAGUGGUACCAAAAAGAUGAAAAAAAGAAUGACGCGGAAAUCUUUACGUGUUAACGUGAAACGUGGCGAACUUUGCAACGGCCCGCCCGACUCACGGUUUUAUUCGGAUUGCAAAGCAACGUCAAAAUGUUCGGUGGAGACGUGAGCGCUGCUUCCGUGUUGCCGUCUCAUCCGAUUUCUGGAUCAUGUGAUGGAUUUCAAGCCGAAGGAUCUGAUCAUCAUCAUUCCACGAUGACUCCAUUCCAAGAGAGUCAAAGGAAUGUUUAUCAAAUUUUGUAUGGACAUCCGGCAAACGACGAUUUUCCGCGCCCUAUAACACCACUGCAGAUCACAAUUCCCGAAGGAGAUGCGUCACCGACUGUGCCAGUUUCCUGUGGUGUCGUGAAUGGAAAGAUGCAUCUCAACCUGUUCAUGUGCCCUGGGAUUCAUCAGCCGUGUAUUGAAGUGGGAAACGAUCUUCUUUCUCCGAAGCAGUUCACAAUCCGUGGCGACAAAGAGCGUCAGAAAGAUUGGAAGGCGAGCAUCCGUGUUGGAAGAUCUUCGUUGAGAACUCACAUGGAAGCAAUGACCAUCGACUUCUACGAGCAUAUGAAUCGAUGCAGUGGAAAGUGUCAAAGCAGAAAUUAUGUGAAUGCUCCAUCUGAAGAGGUGCUUCAAGCUCGGAAGUCCAAGAGAACAUCUGAAGCCGGACAACUUAAAUAUGAGAUCGAAAAUGAGAUGGCUGGAAAAGAGGCGGAUAAUGAUGAUAAUAGAAAGAGCGCCAAAAAAGCUCGUGGACGUCCACGUGGAAGUGUCAACAAGCCCAGACAAAUGGUCAAAAUGGAGCCACAAGACGAUCGUUUCUUCGAGGAGUUCUUCAUUGAUGCGCCACCACUGCAAUCAAUGUCAUCUAAUGAAGAGCCAACUUCUUCAAAUAAGGAAUCCAAUGAGUGCACGCCAUUCAAUGAUAUUCUCAAUUGUCUGCAGAACGAUCCUAUGAAUUUCUGGUCUCAAAUGCAACAAACCGGUGUUAUCGGUCAUUUCUGCGACGACAUCAUUGUCAGUGCAAUCAAUCUGAAACAAUCCGUUAUGGAUAAUCCUGUCACUCCCACCACUGCCAACAUGCUCACUCGUACUGCAUUCGCUCUCGGAAUUCCACCUGUCGUUGUUCAUCGUGUUCAAUCGAUUGAACGAAACGCUUACCAACAGCGGAAACAUGACGAAAUGUUUAACGAUAUUCAAUCAACUUUGGCCGAGGAGCACAGUGUCAAAUAUCAGCCGAGAACAUCAUCUUCAAGUCAAGAGAGUCUUCACACUGCUCGAGAAUUUACAGAAGAGAAGGUUGAGGAACUUAUUGAUGUUUGCAAGUACGACGAUUAUCCAGAAUCUGAAUGUCUUCCAGGACCUAGUCAUAUUCAAUAAUUAAACAAUUACGGAUUUAAUCCACAAACGCACAAAUAGUGUGUGCAUUUUUUCGUAUGUAUUUUAGAACUUCAUGUUUUAUAGAAUAUAAUUAAAUUCUGAUCCAGUGGAAUAGCCCACUGCUUACUUGUGAGCUUUCCCCCCUCAACAUACCGGUGAAAAUUGUUUGUAGUUCUUCUAGAAUGUUUCAUGCCUUUAUAAUGAAAUCGUGUUCAUUUGAAA